Neohortaea acidophila is the source of this 761-nucleotide messenger RNA. RefSeq lists its product as uncharacterized. Gene Ontology annotation, biological process: tRNA processing; nuclear-transcribed mRNA catabolic process, RNase MRP-dependent; intronic box C/D snoRNA processing. NCBI's taxonomy places the organism in Eukaryota, Fungi, Ascomycota, Dothideomycetes, Mycosphaerellales, Teratosphaeriaceae. Gene Ontology annotation, molecular function: ribonuclease MRP activity. Bases 152 to 598 code for a protein of 148 amino acids. Gene Ontology annotation, cellular component: ribonuclease MRP complex; nucleolar ribonuclease P complex. The record is from RefSeq and is a predicted model, not a curated record. The transcript has a single exon.
GUUCAAAAACGCGUGGUUGGAAGUGGAAGUGAGCCGGAAAAAGCGGCGGGUGUUUCCGCGCGUGCAUGCUGGCAUUGAACUUCACGCACAUGCAUCCUCUCCAUCUCGCUACCUUGACAAUCACCACAAUGUGACAAAGUCCCGCAACAAGAUGGCAAACCCAGACACUCUACCACCAAAUGAACAAACACAACACCCAAAACGAAAACGCACUUCCACCAAACCACCCACAACCUCAAUAACUCUCAGCAACCCCCACUGGUCCUACAUCCACCUCCAACACCUCCCCUCCACUACCGCCAACAGCAAUACAACCCCAAACACCACCCCCCUCGACGCCCCCACAAUCCACCUCCACCUCCGCUCCGCCCUGACCCAAUUCCUAGGCCUGCACGGCUCAGCAAUUGCCUUCGACAUCCUCAAAAUCGAGCAUCACAACGUCUGGCUGCGCGUGCAGGCCGAGGAUCGCGUGGCCUUCGUGGCGGCGAUUGGAGGGUGGGUCGGGAAGGACGGGAGGGAGGGAUGGAGGGUGAAGGGGUGGAGUUAUUGGGAUGCCGGCGGGGGGUCAGACGGUGAUGCCGGGGGACUUUUCGAUUGAAGCCUUGCCUUGGGUGGUUUGAUAGUGUUUCAAGAUUGGACGUCAUGGGGUAUACCUAGCUAGCAUUACAGCAUCGACCAAAGCUGUGGGUGAGGUCUCCUUCACCCGAGAUCGACGCAGGCGCGCGCGACGGCCGCGGCAUCUAUAUCUGAGCGCAGAAGCA